Dunckerocampus dactyliophorus (ringed pipefish) is the source of this 1046-nucleotide messenger RNA. RefSeq names its product zinc finger protein 511 (gene znf511). NCBI's taxonomy places the organism in Eukaryota, Metazoa, Chordata, Actinopteri, Syngnathiformes, Syngnathidae. The transcript is spliced from 6 exons. The coding region runs from base 85 to 972 and encodes 295 amino acids. The record is from RefSeq and is a predicted model, not a curated record.
AUACGUCAUUAUUCCGCGACACAUGCAACUGCAAACAAAAUUUUACUUUCGGCAUUUUAGACAACGAGAACGACGAUAAACCGUAUGUCAAUCCAAGACGUUAUUCGGACAAAAGUGGAUGUUUUAGAGGGAAGGCACAAUGACGACUGCACGACGGAAAAUAUUCCGCAAAAGGAGGAAAACCUUUUUAACUUCAGCCCUCGGCUUAUCUUCCUUCAUAAGGACCACGAACUGUUUGAGGAUGGCGACGUAGAACGACACAUGUACAUUCAAGAUCUUUACAUUUCAGAGGUAGAGGACGACAAAGCAACUCUCAGUGUGUCAGAGUUUGCCUGUCACAUAUCUGGCUGCAAUGCCGUCCAUAGCACUCUGGAGGAGUAUGAACACCACUACAACUCCUUGCACAGACAUGUUUGCUGCUCCUGCCGGCGCUCUAUGCCCACCGCCAGGCUCCUGGAUAUUCAUAUUCAGGAGUGGCACGACUCUCUGUUCAUAGUCCUGGCGCAGCGGCAAGAUAUGUACCAGUGUUUGGUGGAGGGCUGUGAACACAAAUUCAGGACAAGCACACUAAGGAAGGACCACCUCGUACGAAUUCACAAAUACCCUCCAGACUUCAGAUUUGACAAACCCAAAAGACAUAAGAGGCUUCAAGAGACAAAACAGCAGCAGCAGAUGGACACAUCGAUGGAGGUAGCGGAUGACGUGACUGAGGUUUUGUGUGACGAUCUGUCCAAACAAGCAGAGGAAGAGGAAUCCAUGGAGAUGCUCGUGUCCACAGCAGAGGCUGAAUUAACAGAAAAAUGUGCCUCUACUGAGGAGCAGGCAGGGCUUUCCACUGCAGUCCACAAUACAACAAACAAAACACAGGAUGAUUCCCUGAAACAGCGAUACUCCUACAGGGUUCCAUCUAAUGUGUGCUUUGGACAUGGCUCCAUCCGAGGCUUCAGAGGUCACACAGGAAGGAGGAAGUGAACACUCUUAAGGUUGAUGUUUGCCUUCACAAUAACCAUUUUUGGCUUUCAAUUCACUGAAAAAUUACAAUAAAU